AUGACAAAAACAAACUCUCAUUCCCAAACUUCUGAUGACACUUCAUCAGCCUCUCAAACCAACCAUCAUCAGGCGGCGAAACCCAACUUUCACUCCGCCUUCGUCAUCAACAACGUCAAAACCAUAAUCCCGGUGACGUUGGAAAAUGAUUAUAAUCUCUACCUCUCAUGGUCUGCCUUCUUCAAGGUGCAAGCACGUGUUCACAGCGUACUUGAUCACAUCAUCUUGUCAUCGGAUGCACGGGCCAUACAAGCAUCAGCAUUCCUUAAGGCUAACGAUUCUGAACUUUGGAAUCGGCUUGAUGCGGUGGUACUGCAAUGGAUGUACGCAAUCGUCUCGCAGGAUAUUCUUCAAUCAAUCCUCGUCGUCAAUGAUACUGCCGAAGAAUGCUGGAAGCGCAUCGCCGCUAUGUUUCAUGAUAAUAAGCAUCCACGUGUUGUACAAUAA
This is a messenger RNA of Lathyrus oleraceus (garden pea), 447 nucleotides long. RefSeq lists its product as uncharacterized. The record is from RefSeq and is a predicted model, not a curated record. The transcript has a single exon. NCBI's taxonomy places the organism in Eukaryota, Viridiplantae, Streptophyta, Magnoliopsida, Fabales, Fabaceae. Bases 1 to 447 code for a protein of 148 amino acids.